CGAGAGAGUUGGCUGUUUAUCCUCCAUGACAUGCAUACUUAUAUAUGUAUAAUAGUUUCCCCUGUUUGUAAAAUGCAAUAGGCACCCGUAUUAAUUUCUAUCAUAAGUCAUUGCUGAAGACCAUGGUGCAUGAAACUCAUCAGUGUACCCUGUUGAGAACCAAGACAGAUGGCGCCCAUGGUCCUUGAGCAAUUUCUUUUGAUUAUGUAGAUUUCUUGUUGUACUGUUUUCUUUUGUUUUUGUUUAUUUUUCGGCUACCCUAGGUUGAUGAAUAAUAUAUAAUUAUUUAAUUACCUUGGUGGGAUCUCUGGGACUUGUUUAUCUAAGGAAGGUUUAUGCAAUACCUGGUCCUUACAACUUGUUAAAAAAUUGGAAACAUCUAGCCAUUUUGAAUUUGCAUAAACCUUGUUCACCUUGAAUUUCUGUAAAAUCAUUUUGAUCCCUUUAAAUUCUUUCCCAUUAUUGAAUUCGAAUUGCAGGUUGGGGGUUGACCACUUCCUGUUUUUCUUUUGGCUUUGUCCCAAUAAAAAACCAAAAGUUAGAUAAAUUUAUAUAAUUACUUUUUUUUUUCUUUUUAGAUAAAUUUUUUUUAGGAAGUUUGAACUUGCUACUCACCAGUUGCUUGUUGAGUAGCCACAGUGUAUUCAUGGGAGUUGGUGCCAUUUUAAGUUUGUGGAGCAAUAUGGGAAAGUUACCCCUUUUAAUGUUCUUCAAAGAUUCAAGAAAUGUUUUGAAGAGGGAUGAACUAGGCUCAGAAAUAGUAAAUAUCGCAGUACCAGCAACACUUGCUUUAUUGGCAGACCCUAUUGCUUCUCUAAUUGACACGGCAUUCAUUGGCCGUAUAGGUGCUGUGGAGUUAGCUUCUGUAGGAGUUUCGGUUGCAAUUUUUAAUCAAAUAUCAAGAAUUACCAUGUUCCCACUAGUCAGUAUUACUACUUCUUUUGUUGCUGAGGAAGAAGCUACCAGCAAACCGACUACCGAAGCAGAGCAAGAUGCAAACCCGGAAAGGGAAAGUGAUGUCAACCAGGAAUUGGUGCCUCUAACUGGCAACGGUAACGUGAAAAAAAGCCAGCCUGAUGGCAACAGUAAAAAGCAUGUACCAUCAGCAUCUUCAGCUCUGGUUAUUGGUAGCAUGCUUGGGAUACUUCAAACUUUAUUCCUCAUUUUCGCUGCUAAACCUCUCUUAGGUUAUAUGGGUGUAAAUUCUGAAUCUCCUAUGCUCAAUAUAGCCCAACAGUACUUAACAUUAAGAUCACUCGGUGCUCCAGCUAUUCUUCUCUCAUUAGCUGCACAAGGGGUUUUCCGGGGAUUAAAGGAUACUAAAACUCCCUUAUAUGCUAUCAUCAUAGGAGACUCGAUGAAUGUUAUUUUGGACCCUAUAUUGAUGUUCGUACUUCGUCUUGGUGUCAAAGGUGCAGGCAUUGUUCAUGUAGUUUCUCAGUAUUUAAUCUUUCUCAUACUUCUUUGGAGAUUAGCCGGUAAAAUCGAAUUGUGCCCGCCAAACUUUAAAGAGCUACAAUUUAGUCGAUUCCUUAAAAGUGGAUUUCAGCUAUUGAUUAAGGUAAUAUCUACAACAUCCUGUGUGACCGUCGCAGCAUCAUUAGCAGCUCGGCAGGGAUCAAACUCAAUGGCUGCAUUUCAAGUUUGCUUGCAGAUUUGGCUGGCAACCUCUUUGCUUGCUGAUGGAUUGGCUGUUGCAGGACAAGCAAUCCUUGCAAGUUCAUUCGCAAAGAAAGAUUACGAGAAGAUAGUCGCUACCGCUUCCCGUGUGCUGCAGAUUGGUGUUCUGUUGGGGUUUCUGCUAUCAUGUACUCUAGCAGCUCUAUCACAAUUUGCUGCUCAACUAUUUACGAACGACAGGGAUGUUAUGCAACUCAUGAACCUCAGCUUUCCUUUCAUUGCAGUAACUCAACCUAUUAAUACUUUAGCCUUUGUUUUCGAUGGAGUUAACUAUGGAGCUUCAGAUUUUGCCUAUUCAGCUUACUCCAUGGUUUUGGUUGCUGUUGUGAGCAUCUUUUGCUUGUUCAUACUGUCCUCCAGCAGUGGCUAUAUUGGUAUCUGGAUUGCUUUGACCAUCUUUAUGAAUUUGCGUGUAUUUGCCGGUCUUUUGAGGGUAGGCACUGGUACGGGGCCUUGGAGUUUUCUUCGAAACUGACUGCUACAACCCUGCAUUUUUUGUGGUGUAACAUCCAAUUAUUCCGAAGUUGAUCAGGGUUGGACUCCAAAUUGUGACAACUUAUGUUCUUUAUUUGAAAGAUUCAAUUCAUUACUUAAUGGAGUAAAAAAAUUGCUAUUGACUUUAAUUCUUAUAAUUUUUUUUUUUGAAGUUUUACCAUUUAUUAAUAUACCCUAAUUAAAGGUCAAGAAGGAAAGAAUAAUUGUAUUAUAAUUUAAAAUCAAUUAUUAACCUUAUUUGAUAAAUCCAUGAUAUUUUUUUUG
Molecule: messenger RNA, 2439 nt
Organism: Gossypium arboreum
Lineage: Eukaryota; Viridiplantae; Streptophyta; Magnoliopsida; Malvales; Malvaceae
Product: protein DETOXIFICATION 42-like
Exons: 13
Coding region: 647-2155 (502 amino acids)
Biological process (GO): transmembrane transport
Cellular component (GO): membrane
Molecular function (GO): xenobiotic transmembrane transporter activity; antiporter activity
Source: RefSeq, a predicted model, not a curated record